UAAAGUUUAAAUAGAUAGGCACACUAUGGGUCCUAUGACUUUCACGAGGAAACAACAUAAAUUGCAACAACUAGAUGUUGAAAAGAAGCCACCAUCCUUAGCACAUGUGUACAAAGAAAGUCGUAAAAGGAAAGCAGACAAACAAUACAAAACUUCUUACGAGCCCACCCAAAGUAACAUUGACAAGAUGGAGGAAGUCCAAAUGCAAAGUGAAAUUGAUGGAGAUGUUGCAUACUUUGAAGUAAUGAAUAAGCCAAAUAACUUUGGCCUUAAAAAAAAGCAACCAGGGAUAUGUUCACUAAGGGGAAAGAGCAACAAACCAAUAAUUCCUGACGAGUUCCUAAAGCCCUAUAAAGACGAAAUUGUGAAAGAAACAGUAGCAGAAUUAAUGAAGACGCUCAAGCAAAUUGAUCCUAAAGUGGUGGAUACUUUGACUCGAACAGUUGAAAAUGUGUCAUCCAAUCUAGAGCAUAGAGAUCAAUUUCCAAAUUUAGACUCUAAACGACGACAAAAUGAGGAUGAAAUGGUUGAAGAUGAAGGCUUAGACUAGCAAGUCAAGAUGCAUGCUGCUGAUUGCAUAAAUGUUUCCGCUCUCUGCUGUUUUUGCUCUCUGCCUGUUACCGCUUUAUGCUGUCAAGAUGCCUAUUUUUUGCUAGCUGUUACUGCUUUUUGCUGCUGUUUUCUGCUCGUUGUUGCUGAUGCAUGCUGUUGUUUUCUGCCCGUUGUUGCUGAUGCAUGCUGCUAUUUUCUGCCCGUUGUCUGCUACUACUAUCACUGUCUGCUGCUACCGCUAUUUGUAGCUUUGGUGCUGCUGUAAUUCCUUCUAGCUGCUGCUUAUGAUAUCUGCUGCUGUGCUCCUGCUAAUGUUACUAUUGCUGGGUUUUUUUUUUUUUUGAAACAAAAAAGUGGGUAGAAUUUGGUGGUCUAAUUUCAAGGUCGAAGCUGACUUAUUAAUUCUUUUAUUACAUUACUUAGCCAAACAAAAAAUUGGUGUUUAUAGAUUUUUGUGAAGAAACUAUGAAAUUAUAUAAAUUCAAAUAAUUGUUAAUCGUAUAUGUUAAUUUCA
Molecule: messenger RNA, 1066 nt
Organism: Chenopodium quinoa (quinoa)
Lineage: Eukaryota; Viridiplantae; Streptophyta; Magnoliopsida; Caryophyllales; Amaranthaceae
Exons: 4
Coding region: 26-550 (174 amino acids)
Source: RefSeq, a predicted model, not a curated record